Sordaria macrospora k-hell is the source of this 3390-nucleotide messenger RNA. RefSeq lists its product as uncharacterized. The record is from RefSeq and is a predicted model, not a curated record. Lineage: Eukaryota; Fungi; Ascomycota; Sordariomycetes; Sordariales; Sordariaceae.
AUGGACUUCUGGUCGCGCCUCAUAGCACACACGCUCCCCUCGACGGGCAACUCGCGGAACUGGAAGGACUUCGCCAAGGACCCUGUCCGUCGACUCCAACGCUUCGAAAGGGAAUACGCCCAGCUCCUCCAGGCAUGGCGCAACUCCCCCAACAUUUCCCACGAUGACGAGGCUGCCGAGCGCAUAGAGAUCUGUCUCCAGGAGCUCACCAACAUCCUCACUGACGAGAACCGACGCCCGCUCCCCCAUCCAUGCAUCACCUUCUGCGCCACCAAGCAGAUAUACAUCCCCAUAGCCAAGAUCUCCACCAGCUCCUUCAACGAGUGGGUUAUCAAGGAGGCCGUCCUCUUCUUUGCUACCCUGAUCGAGAGCGAGGAGGAGGCCUUUGUCGAAAAUGACCACUUCUCCGCCAGCCUUACCCACCUCAUGGUGCGCAUAACCGGCGCCAAUGCCAUCCGUCUGAGCGCCGAUACCGAAGCCCGCGUUGUCGAGUUGGCCUUCAACAUUACCACCAAGAUCCGUCUCGACCCCGAGAUCCUACCCGCCUGGUUCAAGUCCCAGUCGCAGAAUGGAGAGGAGAGACAGCCCCUGGGCGAACAUGAGCGGUUCACGGGGAGGACACAGAAGCAGGACUUCCCUCUCUUCUACCUGCUCAUGGACUACAUCCACCAUGAAGGCAAAGUGGGCGACUUUGCCAGGACCGGUCUGUUGUACAUCAUCGAGGCCGCAUCUAGCUCGGUCGAGCUGGAGCAAUGGAUUGUCGAAAGUGAUCUUUCGACCUUGAUGGCUACCGGUUUGGGUGCUCUGUAUAGUCAACUGAGCCGCAAGCUCGUCAUCGACCAUCCGUCCAAUGCGCUCCCCGCCAUUCUCGCCCUCUCCGACUACGAACAUCCCAAACCCAGUUAUGAAGUAAUCAGCUCUUGUACCUUCGAGUUCCAAUCGCAUCUAGACACCUUUCUUUCCCAUCUCUUGUUCUGGCAAGACGUCUUGAACCACUGUCGGUCGGUAGAGGUCAAGUCUUCCUUGUUGGAGCAUUUCCAGGUCAUCUUUUUGCAGCAACUAUUAUACCCAUCACUUCUCGAAUCGUCAGAUAUUGACGGCGGUUCCUCGGUGGCUGUCUUGACUUAUCUCCGCCAUAUCCUUCAAUCCGUUGAACACCCCGACAUGAUCAACCUGAUCCUGCACUAUCUCCUAGGUCUGCCCGACAUUGUAGGAUCCGUCUCGUCCAACUCUAAGGACGGCAUAAGUGCCGCUCGAAAGCGCAAGUCUUUGGAUCUUGCUACCAUGAUGGCAUCCAAGUCCGAAGCCGCAGCAGACCCCUUGCUCUUCAACCUGGUCGACUUGAUCCUCGCCUGUCUCAGAUCGCAAAGCCACCAAACCAUAUACGUCACACUACAGCUGGUGUCGGUGAUUCUUAAGAGACAUCACCGCUACGCAGUCAUCACCCUACUCUACACCGAGGGCGUACUGGGCAACUCGUCUUUUAGGACCACGGGUGCUCAUGAGCAGGAAGUCGAGUACCUCAUGGGUCUAGCCCAGACCAUCGGUGGCGAGGACAACUUCAACGAGAUCUACGACAGCGUCAUCAAAGACACCAUGAUCCGCGUAGAGAACCACCCUUGUUCUAUGAAGUUGAUCACGCCCAAAGCUUUGGCUAGCAACCACAAGCAACCCGCCAUCCCCGACAGCUUGCCCGGUGCGCCCAGAGACGUCCGCUCGCACACGUUGCACCCCGACGACCCCCUGCUCACCAUUGUCUUGGACCGGCUCGAGACAUUCUUCAUCAACCCCGUCGAAACCAACCUGUCGCUAACCGAAGUGAUCUUUGACCUGGCCAUCUGCGGCUACAUGCAUCUAGAAGGCUGGUUCCUGAGGCAUCCGACCAAUUACACCUACGACGAGCAGGAGGACCACGACGCACCUGCGGCCGAACCACCAGCAGACAUUGACCCCGAGUCCCCCGAAUAUGCCGAAUACCAACAACUCCUCUCCAUGCACCACUGCCGACGCCGGCCGCAAUGGUCUCGCGACUCCCUGCCUCGUCUGCUCCGCAUCUUGCAAACCCUCUGUGACGAAGUCGCCGCCUACCGUGACACAAUCCCCCGCUUCAACGACCUCCUCCAACAACGUCGCGAAGCCUUCCAAACAGCUGACGGAGCCUCAAUGCCGCCCUCCGUCGCUCCGUCCGUCGUCCCCAGCGCAGCCCCUUCGCGCUCACGCACGCCUUCAACACUGCAACCACCCGCCCAACUCACACCCGGUCUAUCCGCCCCAGGCGGUAAUGCCGCGCCGGCCGAACGCCCAACCUCCGGCCUCGGUCUCGAGUCCUUCGCCCAGCGUAUCUUCUCCGACCUCUCAUCCACCGUCUCCGUCUCGCCCAAUCGCACAGCAAACAACUCGCCACGCCCACGGAGUAACACAACUCGCACCGUCUCCGAGCGGACGUCGUACUUCACCAGCAACGAGGCCCCUCCUCCCUUGCCAUCAAGAAACAGAACACCAAGCAUGCUCGUCACCUCCCCAGGAAUGGGCGGCUUCGGACUAGGUGCAAGCGGCAGUGGUCUCGGAGGCGCUUCUGUGCCGGGAGCAGUAGCCAGUGACAUCAGCGGCACCGGAAAGAUGGAGCUAGUCAUGUCGCAGGCACGAGCUUUUCAGGCAGUUGAUCAAAGUAUUUUGGCGAGAAGGGUGGGUAUUCCGGAUGUUUCUGCCACGAAGCACGUUAGAGUUGGAGGACUUGAUGGGCAGAUUGAUAGCAAGAUUGGAGAUGACGAGGUUGAGCUUGCCGAGAGGCAGGCUGGGGAAGGAGAGGGGGUAGGACUGCCAAGAAUGACUGUCCAUUUACCUCCUCCUAAAGGGGAAGAUGGAGGAUUGGAUGCGCUGGAAGGUGAUGAAGAUGAUGAGGAGGCUAAGCCGGCUGUUCCGCCCAAGGAUUCUUCUAAGGAUUCUUCUAGGGAUGAUUUACCUUCUCCUUCUUCCGUCGUCACUUCUAGUGCCACUCUCGCUGCUACCAUCACGGCCAGUGAUGUAAGCGAGGCUCCCACCGGUGAGGCUUCAGCGACCACCGAAGCUGCUCAAAAUGAUGGAUCAGCAGAGCAAGCAAACCCCGACCAGCCCGACCAACAAAUCGCUACCGACGAGCAAGCCCAAACCCAAGCCCAAACCGGAUCCCAAACCCAAGCCCAAGAGCAACAAGCCGCAGAAGCCGCCGAAGAAGAGGCCAGAAAGGCAGAAGAAGCCCGAAAAGCAGCGGAAGAAGAAGAAGAAGAAGCCCGCAAAGCCUCAGUCUCGCACGUCCUCACAAACGUCAUCAUCCUGCAAUCCUUCCUCUUUGAGCUGGCGAGCUUGGUGCAAGUUCGCGCGGGCGUGUUUGAGGAGGUUAGGUUCGUGUAG